Ananas comosus (pineapple) is the source of this 1673-nucleotide messenger RNA. Its product is annotated as putative transcription factor bHLH041. NCBI's taxonomy places the organism in Eukaryota, Viridiplantae, Streptophyta, Magnoliopsida, Poales, Bromeliaceae. The coding region runs from base 91 to 1458 and encodes 455 amino acids. The record is from RefSeq and is a predicted model, not a curated record. The transcript has 6 exons. Gene Ontology annotation, molecular function: protein dimerization activity.
CGCCAAAGCUUAUAAUUAUGUUCCUUCUCGGCUCAUACAUGCAUCCGCGUUAGUCCCAGUAUUUAUGCUUCUUAAUUAAUUUGGACUCAAAUGGAAACUGGGUGGUACUACUCUUCCGAGGGCAGUGACAUGGACUUCUCCCAGACACUCUCUGAUGGCUACUGGGGAUCCUUCUGCAGUAUUGAUAAUGGUGCUUUUUCUAGAUUAACAUUGCACUGCAACGAGAAUGGUGGUGCAAAUUCCAUGAAUUUAGGCGCAGAUCAAGAACAAAUGCAGCUUUAUCAGAUGAACAUGCAAACGGACAAUAAACAACUUGCAGAAGAAGAAGAAGCAGCAACAGCAACAGCAGCAGCAGCAGACGAAGACUUAGUCUACGAGAAGAGAAAGCCCUCAUCAUCCUCAUCAUCCAAGAAAUCAUCCUUCUAUUUCCCAACUCCCUCUUUCGAUCUCGAUCCGUCGAAGGCGAAGCUCAUCACUCCCACUCCACACAGCAGCAUCACCGCCAUGAGAUCUCACAACCAAAACCUCAAUCCUAAAUUCCCAACUCUGGAGAGAGAUGGCGAUGCCGACGACGUCGCGAUCAUGAGGGCGAUGGUCGUCGUCAUCUCCUCGACUUCCUCGUCCUCGUCUCCGUCCUCCCCCUCGGUCUUGUCCAACCCGCCAUCGCAGGACUACUUCCCAACCACGCAAUCGCAGCGACGAGGAAACGGCAAAAUUGGAGCCUUUAAACGUUACAGUAGAUCAGAUCUCACCGCGAAAUCGGAAGCUGAGGAUAAUUGUAAUUAUGGUCAGAGCAUGAUGAAGAGGUCUAUCCUUAUGCUGAGGAGGUUGAGCUCCUUCGAGGGCCGAUCGCGGGAGUCGAAAUCGACCAGUAACCAGUUGCACCAUGUGAUAUCGGAGCGGCGAAGGAGAGAGAAGCUAAAUGCAAGCUUUGAGGCGCUAAGGAUGCAGCUUCCUCCAGGAACUAAGAAGGACAAAACUUCGGUGCUCAUCAACACAAAGAACUAUGUAAACACGCUUCGAUCGCAAAUCUCCGAGCUCAAAGAAAAGAAUCGAAGAUUAGAGACGUGUCUUAUGAUCACAGAUGAGGGUAAAGAAGCUAGUCAUGGAUUAAAUGGAAGGGCUCAAGUUCGACUGAUCAAGUGCUCGUCUCCGACGACGUCGGAACUGCAACAAAUUAACCUGACAAUAACACUCAGGGUGGAGUGUGAUAUCAUUGAGCUGGUUCUCCACAUUCUUGAAUGCCUCAAAGUGAUUAGAUCUAUCAACUUGAUAUCAGUGGAUGCGUACACUUAUUCUCCUCAGAUGAAUUUAUUCGCGAAAGCGAGCAUAAAGUUUGGGAUUAAGGACUGUGACUGGGACGAGGCACUCUUCCACGAGGCGAUGACCAGGGCUGUUGAUGACGUCAUACUUAACACCGCCACCCCCAUUAUCUCAGAACUCAGCCGCCUCUUCUGAUCGCCGCCCCAUCCGUUUUGCUGAUUGUUUUGCUAAUUAUUUACGUAUAUAUAUAUACAUGGAAUGCUUCAAAAGGUGGGUUAAAGAGGGCUCGCUCUGUAUGUACAGUUGCGCGUACAAUUUGCUAAUUAUUUGCACGCAUUCAAAAGCAGUGGGAUGCUUCUCGGAUGUAUCAUAUUUACAUUGGAGCUAAGUUUUUGUCUAAUUAAUUAUGA